AAGAUGAAGCAGCUUCCAUGCCGCAAGAGGAUCCCAAUCCUAUACCGAGCAAGGAAGAAGCCGAUGUGAAGGAAUCCGGAGAAGAAAAGCCGGAUGUUUCCCAACCUGUAAAGGAGGUGGAAGGGGAGCAGCCAGCUGCUGCUGGGCCCCCAGUGACCUUCAACGCAGGGGAGACUGACGUUUCCCCACCCGAAGUAGAGAAGACUGACGCAAAGUCGGAUAUUAGUCCAUCCGAAGGCGAGAAGACGGAUAACUAUUCGUUCGAAGGGGAGAAAAUGGACAUGGAUCCAUCCAUCGAAGGUGAGGGGACAGAUGUAGCCCCGUCCGAGGUGGAGGAGUCGACCGAUCUUCAACCAUCCGCGGACAAUAGGUCGGAGCUGCAGAAGGUUGCCGACGAACACAAGAGACUCAAGCGUGAGAGGGUAAAACUGAUGCUAAAGAGAAUUAAAGGAGAACCCGAAGUUGUUGCAACCGAAGAAGAAUGCGAGUGGCCUGACGGAGCCGAGAUGGAGGUUGAGGAGAAAGAACGAGUCGAGAAGGAUGGCGAUUCUGUGAUAACUGAUUUUCACGGAUCCGAAGAUGAGGCCUGGGAGGAGAGAAUGGAGUUUCUAGGCAGACGCAGCACCAGAUCCCAUGACUCUCUGGCUUUCUCACUGGACAGUUCAAUCUCCGACCUGGAGGAUAGACGGGGUGCGCCCGAGCCUUCCUUCCUAGGCGGAUUUCUCAGGGAGUUCGAGAGUUUGCCCUCACUGAGCGACAUAUCCGAGAACAGCACCACGGUCGAGUCCGAGACUCGUCCGUCCUUCGUCCCACCACUACCUGCGCGAAUUUCUGUGGACCCCGGGAGAUUCGUGCAGUCCGUGGACCGCUUCUCGGGCUCAUCUACCUCUGGGAGGACUCUUAGUGAAUCGUCGUCGUCUGUGUUCGGGCUGAUCGGCGAAGAGGAAGAAGAACCAGAAGAACUGUCGCAAAGCUCAUUCCUGGGCAGCUUGAUUGAGGAACCGGAGAAAGUUCGCAAGGAGGUGAUCAUACAAGAUGACGCCGAUAUGAUGGCCCAGAUCUACGUCGAAUCGGAGAGCGAUGAUGAUGGCAAAGAUGUGGUGGAUCCUAAGCUAGCCCAGCAGAUCCAACUGUCUAAGAUGAUAAGCGAUUUCAUCGAGAGCUUGAUCAAUCGGGCCGUGCAAAUUUCAGAGAUUGGGGCCAGAGCGAAGCUGUUCGAUAAGGGAAAAAUGUUAGUAGAGAUAGAGCGUCUAGUGCACCUGUACAUCGUGGAGAGGUCCACCAACAACAUUCUAAACAACAAAAUGGGGGAGCACUGCAAGCGCAACCGAAAGCCGGACAAGUACGCCACGCUGCCACCGGCUGUGGAGACUAUCGAACACCGCCGGUAUGUGGGCGCCCUGAACGUAGUCGAUAACCUGAUGGAGCGUUCGACGAUUAUCAAGAAGAAUGGGAGUUUCGUGAUUUCGCGCGCCCAACUGGAGUUGCACUCCUGCUAUACCUUGUCGAAGUUCGUGACGGAGAAUCUGGAGACCUGCAUGCGGAAGGGUCUGCUUCGCCAGGACUCGGACAAGCUGCGUCGUCUCCUAGAUGCCGAGCUUCGGCGCAUGGAGAACCUUCGCAACGAGAUCAGUGAGAGGCGCUACGAACUCAAUCUGAAUCUACGCUCGCUGGCCGUCAUUACGGAGAAAAUGCGACUAGUGGAAAGAAUUACAGACGAUUUGACGACAUCAGAAGUCCAAAGUGCCACUGACAAUAUAAUACAUUUGGAGAAACGACUCGAGGAUCGCACCAAAGAAGUGUUGGCCAUGCAAGCAAAUUACAAAAAGUUCCUGAUCGAAAAAACAUGCAUCCGCGAGAAGCGCACCAUGAUCGCCGAAUCCCUGGAGAUUGCGAAGGAGGAACUGAAAGAGAAGGGCGAGAGGCUGUACGAGUUGCGUCAUUAUUUGAGCGAUAUCCAAGCGGACCGCCUAAAGAUCAAGACUACCCACGCCCGCCUAUACUCCAAAGGCGGACUACUCUUCCACCCAGCCCUUAUGUAUGAGUACGACAAGUGCCUGGAGGAAGUCCAGGAAAGGCGUGCUAUUGUUGCCAAGCUGCGAAAGACAUACACCGACUUGUCGGGUCGCUAUAGCAUGCUUGAACGUCAGAAGACAACGGCGACAGUGGCAUCAGUUUAAUAAUAAGGAAUCAUUUGGAAACGGUACACUGGACCUUAUACGUUCCUUUGUUCAUGCCUGGAAUCGUUUUCAGUUCAGUUUGACGAUGUCUAAUAUUUGUUACU
Drosophila persimilis is the source of this 2284-nucleotide messenger RNA. RefSeq lists its product as uncharacterized. The transcript has 4 exons. The record is from RefSeq and is a predicted model, not a curated record. NCBI's taxonomy places the organism in Eukaryota, Metazoa, Arthropoda, Insecta, Diptera, Drosophilidae. Bases 18 to 2180 code for a protein of 720 amino acids.